Molecule: messenger RNA, 882 nt
Organism: Serendipita indica DSM 11827
Lineage: Eukaryota; Fungi; Basidiomycota; Agaricomycetes; Sebacinales; Serendipitaceae
Source: the annotation of a GenBank genome assembly
AUGGCCUAUAGCUCGAGCUCUAGCAUGCAAGACCUGUUCUAUAUGGACAGUGCACCUAUCCCAUCCACGUCGACCUCGACGCCCUCGACGCGCUUUACUGUCGACUAUGCUCCCCGCCCAAGUCCGAUCCACAACUGGUUGGCCGCCCACCGACCGUAUCUGCCCCAUGACGAGCCCGCUUCAUCGUGCUCGACCCCGCGCUCUGCCUUUUCCGACGACGAAGAGUCAGAGUCUGAAGAUGAAUAUGAACAAGAGAGCAGCAGUGACGAGUCGGAGCAAGACGAGCGGGAAAUGAUCUUUCUGCGCCCUCGACGCCAUGGCUCUGCCUCGCCCUUUGCCCGCUCGUCCUCUGAGCUCGCGUCUGCCCGCCAGCAGCAGCAGCAGCAGCAGCAGCAGCAACAACAACAACACACGCAAACUUCGUUCAAGUCCUGUAUUGCCAACUCAAAAGGCAAAGCAGUCCAACUCGCCACGGAUGAUCGCUGCCCUCGCCUCCAAGUGGUACCUCUUCAUUCGAGGCUGCUCCUUGCACCUCGCACUGGUCAUCAGACGAGGAAGACGAUUCAGACGAGUACGAGCGCCGACCCCGUGGACGUUCCUAUAGGCGAAGGAGCACACUCCGCCCAGAAGACAACGACGAGGCGCUAUGGACUGUCGCUCCUCAUGAGCUCUCUCGACCGCAGCCUGCCCAUCCCCAUCUCCCCUUCCCCCCUCCGCCACCCAUACUUUGAUCCCAGUCGGGACGACGUCUCCAUCGUUCUCUCCACCACCGAGCAGCCCAUCUCGUCCCCCCAGGACACAAAAGCCGCUCGCCAGGUGUUCCAAAAAGGCCAAAGCUUUUACAACGGCUGGUUGCACGAGUACGUCGCUGCACACCACUGA